Messenger RNA from Prorocentrum cordatum, 831 nucleotides. The record is from the annotation of a GenBank genome assembly. Lineage: Eukaryota; Dinophyceae; Prorocentrales; Prorocentraceae.
AUGGCGGACGCAUUUUGGACCACGGGGCCAACUUUCUACAAGGGUACGCACAAGAGCAAGAUAGAUCACAUCGCAGUGCCUAUUGAGAGCCUCGGGCGGAUUCGGCAACUACACCCGCUGCUGGGACUAGCGCGGCGACUACAAAGACACGUCAGCACACACCUGCGUGACCACGUACCAGUAUUCGUGAACAUGGACAUCCACGUCACGCGUGCCCACAUCCCCAAGCUGACGCCGCAAGCCAACACGGACUGCUUAAUGGGAGCAUGCAGCGACGGCAUACCACGGGCAGAGGGUUGGGCAGAGGGUCUGCGGUGGUACAUUGCAGGACUUGAUGCGGGUUUGCUGGGCAAGGUGCCAGGCAUACUGGACGAACUGGCGCCAGGCAAGGUCACGGGCACGGCUUGGGGUUACGCGGCAGCGUGGCAGGCCAUGGCCGCGGUUCGGAAGGGUGGCCAGGCACCAGCGGGGAGGCUUCGCGCGGGCGCGCGAGGACCUGGCGCGAUGAUCUUCCCAGACAUGGAGGGGGCGUCACUGGACCAGUUGGGCUUCAUGACCGUCGUCUACGGCUACAUCUUGAUGCAGGGCGCCAGCCUCAUCGGAAGUGGCAGCGAGCUGCUGCUGCUGGUCCCACGGCUUGCCCCCCUGGUCGGCAGCGUGGUGCUGCCAGUCCUCGGGGCCGUGCCGGACGGCAUGAUGGUGCUGAUGUCGGGCAGCGGCCCCGACGCGCAGAACGAGGUGGCCGUGGGCGUGGGCGCCCUCGCGGGCAGCACCAUCAUGCUGCUCACGCUGCCGUGGUUCCUGGCGGUGUACGCGGGCCGCGCCAGUUAA